UACUCUCCCCUUCCUAAAACAACUAUAAAAGCCUUUAUUCAUUCACGUUCCUCUUACACCUCAACCCUGCCUUAUAAUAAACAUAGUUACAAAUGGCCGAUUCAACACCACUUCUCUCCCAACCCAACUCAGUCAAGUCAGAAAGCACUCCUCCACCUCUAGAAAAACACCAUCCAUCUCUUGAUUCCACCAUUGAAAGAUGUAUAGGAGAUUUUGGAUGGGCUCAAUUCCUCCAAGCACUACUUGUAUCAAGUGCAUGGAUAUUUGAUGCACAACAAACAUUCAUUACUGUCUUCACUGAUGCACACCCAACAUGGCACUGUACUACUCAUCAACAUGGUUGCAACUCUAUCUCCAACAUUUGCUAUCUUCCGAAGAAUUCAUGGGCAUGGGAUAGGCCUUCCCAUACUUCAAUUAUAUCAGAAUGGAACUUAGAGUGUGCUGCCUCCAUUAUCACUGGCUUGCCUGCAUCUUCUUUCUUCAUGGGUUGUCUAGUGGGUGGACUUGUUCUUGCCACACUUGCUGAUUCCUCACUUGGUCGCAAAAACUUGCUCUUUCUCUCAUGCCUAACUAUGUCUCUAUCUGCUUUGCUUACUAUCUUCUCCACCAAUAUAUGGGUUUACUCAGCUUUAAAAUUGGUUUGUGGGUUUUGCCGUGCAACGAUUGGAACUUGUGCACUUGUGUUAACAACUGAGCUUGUGGGGAAAAGAUGGCGAGGCGAAGUGGGAGUGAUAGGAUUCUUUUGUUUCACAAUAGGGUUCUUAUCACUACCAGCUAUAGCUUAUUUGAAUAGAGGUUCUUCUUGGAGGUAUCUCUAUGUAUGGACUUCUAUCCCAGGAAUCUUGUAUUCUAUGUUAGUUCACUUCUUUGUUCAUGAGUCACCUAGAUGGCUAUUUGUGCGUGGGCGUAAAGAAGAAGCGGUGGCCACAUUGAAAAGCAUUGCACCACCUAGCCAUAGUGGUUAUUUAACUUGGAGCUUCUCUGGGGUUUCGUUUGAACAAGAAACAUGCAAUAAUGGGAAUGUUUACUCAACUAUUAAGAUGUUGGUGCAGAAAAGAUGGGCUUUUAGAAGGCUGUUACCGGUUAUGGUGAUAGGUUUUGGGAUUGGAAUGGUGUACUAUGGCAUGCCAUUAGGCCUAGGAAACUUGUCAUUCAAUCUCUACUUGAGUGUCACAUUCAAUGCCUUAUCUGAGCUACCAUCUUCAUUGGUCACUAUCUUGCUUAUAGGUAAGUUGAACAGAAAAAUUUCGGUGCUUGCUUUCACAAUGAUCAGUGGGAUUUUUAGUGUCAUGUGUGCUUUGAAAGGCCAGGUGUGGGCAAGAUUCCAAAUUGGACUUGAGCUAAUAUCUUUCUUCAGUGCAUCUACUGCCUUCAAUAUAUUACUCAUAUUCACAAUAGAGUUGUUCCCUACUUGUGUGAGGAACUCAGCUACUUCGUUAGUGAGACAAGCACUUGUGUUUGGUGGUGUGUUUGGUCCGAUGCUAGUGGCUGCUGAGAGCAGAAAUGAAAUUUCAUCCUAUGGGGUGUUUGGGUUAGUGAUAGGGUGUUGUGGGCUUUUCGCUGUAUGUUUGCCAGAGACAAGAGGUAGGACAAUUUGUGAUACAAUGGAUGAGGAAGAACACAAAGAGAAAGCAGCAUGUAAUAGUGUAGGUGAUGUCUUGGCUUGAUUUGCUUUUGGUUUGCUCAAAUUAUGUGAGA
Molecule: messenger RNA, 1698 nt
Organism: Quercus lobata
Lineage: Eukaryota; Viridiplantae; Streptophyta; Magnoliopsida; Fagales; Fagaceae
Product: organic cation/carnitine transporter 3-like
Exons: 1
Coding region: 93-1667 (524 amino acids)
Biological process (GO): transmembrane transport
Cellular component (GO): membrane
Molecular function (GO): transmembrane transporter activity
Source: RefSeq, a predicted model, not a curated record